AUGGCUCAAAUAUUUUCGGCACCAAUAGAAACGAAUGAACCAUUUUCUCUUCAGAAGAGGGAUAAUGCUAUAUGUCAGACAAUCGUCAACGGUUGCCCGGAUCUUAAUUUCGGAUAUCAUGCAAGUAAUACAAAUACGUUACGGUAUUAUUUAAAUAUAUUAAAUGUUCUUUGGGUACAAGAUAAUUUGUAUAAUAUUACUAUUAACGUCAAAGGUGAAAAACAAAUCCCAAUGAAAUACUUACAUUCAUUAAAGAUCAUUGGAGUGAAAGGCCCUCAAGGAACAGUCCAAUUAUAUGGUGGCAAUGAAGAGACCUACCUCAUUGAUAAUCCAACUGAUUAUACUGUUACAUUCCAGAUUUCUGGUGGUUCUCCAAAAGAUGAAUGUAAUGUUUGGUUGCCAAAUUUCCAAAUUCAAUAUGAAUAUUUACUAGGUGAUGCUGCCCAAUAUGAAGAUACAUGGGAGUGGGGUGCGAAUGCAUUCGAUUUGGGGUCAGGUUGUGACGACUUCGAUAAUAUGGGGAACUCUCAAACUGACUUCCCGGGAUAUUAUUGGAAAAGCAAAUGUAAUGAAGAGUGUCAGGUAAGCUCGCCUUCCUCUGCACCCUUACCAUCAACCUCAACUACUAGGAGUCCCCCAUCCUCAUCAGUCGAAACAGUGAUCACUUCACAUGAAACAUACCCUUCAUCUUCUUCACCGGCAUCUGUGGAAUCAUCGACAUUUUCACCUCCAACGACUAGGAGUCCCCCAUCCUCAUCAGUCGAAACAGUGAUCACUUCACAUGAAACAUACCCUUCAUCUUCUUCACCGGCAUCUGUGGAAUCAUCGACAUUUUCACGCUACACACCUUUCCCAAGUUCUACUAUUGUUUCUUCUAGAUCCUCUUCACUUAUCCCAUCGAUUGACACUUUUAGCUAUCAAACAGUUCCAAGUACAAGGCCUUCCGAGCCUUCGAGUUCAGAAAUCGAGCCACCUACAUCGUAUACUACAGUAUUGUCAAGUACGGUACCAGCGCCACCACAUUCUGAAUUUUCAUCUCCUACAAUAGGUCCAACCUCAUCACAAUAUCAGUUUUCCUCGCCUUCAUUUUCUGACAUAUAUAGUAGUGAUAUAGUAUUCACCACUACAAGCAGCUCUGCAUCAUUGUUUACUAUAACAACAACAACUAGUUAUUUAUCGCCAUCAUCACCAGUUGUACCAUCACCAUUACCACCAUUUUCCACCACCUACCUAGUUCCACCCACAUCUCCAACAACAACAUCCGAAAAUCAAAGUACACCUUCUUCAUAUUCUUAUUCCACAGGAAGCCCCACCUUAACCUCAACCUUAACCUCAACCAUGACACCACCUACUUCCAAUAUAGUACCACCAAUCACCCCAAGUAUUAUAUCAGAAUUUAAUGGUAAAGGUAAUGUCCUCGAUAAUAGUAAGAUGAAGUGGCUGGUACCUUCAGCGUUUAUUUUUAUUUUUAAUUUCGUUAUUUAG
Molecule: messenger RNA, 1485 nt
Organism: Naumovozyma dairenensis CBS 421
Lineage: Eukaryota; Fungi; Ascomycota; Saccharomycetes; Saccharomycetales; Saccharomycetaceae
Exons: 1
Coding region: 1-1485 (494 amino acids)
Source: RefSeq, a predicted model, not a curated record